UCCUCGAUAUGAAUGUCGAACUUCACCUUUCCUUAAUUCCUAGGAUUAAUUUUCUCCAAUUGGAUGGGUUCCAAUUACAUACCCUAAACCGAAGAAUUCAAACGUCCGUGGCAUCCUCAUUAGAACGCAAAAAUCCUCGUAGAACAGUUUCCCGUUUCACCAAGAGAACGAGUCCUCAAUCGCUGACUUCCUAACAAGACAGCAUCGACCAAUUAGUU
Messenger RNA from Spodoptera exigua (beet armyworm), 218 nucleotides. NCBI's taxonomy places the organism in Eukaryota, Metazoa, Arthropoda, Insecta, Lepidoptera, Noctuidae. The record is from the annotation of a GenBank genome assembly.